UCACACUGCGUCCAAUCAGCUGUUGCCGGAACUUAUUUAUAGCCUGCGUUCCACAGAUGGUAAAUCCAUCCAGGAUCGCCCGAAUCGAUGGCAUCUCUGAGCGAAACACUUCGUAGCCACUGGCCCAUCGCUUUGUUCGGUGUGAUCCUCUUCGUGGCUGGGGGCACGGAGCUCUACUGGAACGAGGGACGAGCCGUGCACAAUAUGAUGGCGCUGGACGAGGCACACGCCGACAUCUACUCGGUGCGCUUCACGGAGGAGGAACAGGAGGUGGGCCUCGAGGGCAGAAUCGUUCACCUAUCCGGACCCAUUCUCGUGGGCGAACCGCUCACCGAACCCGACUACAACAUUCAGUUGCUGGCGGUGAAGCUCCGGCGACGCGUCCAAAUGUACCAGUGGGUCGAGGAGGCGGUCGAGCACAACUACGGCGACAGCGUGGGAACGACGCAUUCGGACUCCCGCACCUACUAUUACACGCGGGAAUGGCGUGAUAAGAUCGUGGACUCGCGAAACUUCUACAACCGCCACGGACACACGAAUCCCAGUCACUUUCCCAUCGAAAGCCACGUUCAGGUGGCGGAUGCCGUCUUCAUUGGACGCUAUGAACUGGGUGCGGAGGUGAAGGAGAAGUUUAACAACUACCAGGAGCUCACUUCGGACAUUCGGCCAGAGGAUAGUGGCGUCAAGCUGCAUCUGGGCAUAUAUUAUCACACCAAUGAUGUGUUCAAUCCGGAGGUGGGUGACCUGCGCCUGCUCUUCAGCUUCGCGGGAAUGGAGGGCGAGGUGUUCAGCGUGGUGGGCAAGCUGUCGGGCAACAAACUGGUGCCGUACAUAACCUCCCGUGGCGUUCCAGUGCUGCUCGUCUAUCCGGGUGGGCUCAGUGUCCAGGAAGUGUUCCGGUUGGAGGCUCGUGCCCAGGUCUUGCACACCUGGUGGUGGCGCUUCGUCGGCUGGCUGCUGAUCUUCUUCGGCGUCACCUGCAACACCAAAAUCCUUCGUCUGCUGUUUGUACGGGUGCCGCUAUUGGUGGCCUUGGCACCCGAUCCUCAGUUCCCGGUUACGGGCAACCUACUCAUCGCAUUUUCGCUAGCUCUGACCAUUGCGGCAGUCGCCUGGAUCCUGCAUCGUCCUGUGAUCGGCGCCUGCCUCUUACUGGCUGGCGCAUCGCCUUACGUCUGGUUCACCCGCAAUCUGGUCGACUACCAUCGCCUGGACUAAUCCAUUUCAGAGUCAUCUCAAUAUUAUUUACAGGUUUAUUUAUUGUUGAUUUUCAUUGUUGAGCCAAAUUGAUCGCAUUUGCCAUUUAUCCCUCGGCCAAUAAAAACUUAACACUUAGUAAC
Molecule: messenger RNA, 1340 nt
Organism: Drosophila melanogaster (fruit fly)
Lineage: Eukaryota; Metazoa; Arthropoda; Insecta; Diptera; Drosophilidae
Gene: Tmem43
Product: transmembrane protein 43
Exons: 3
Coding region: 88-1218 (376 amino acids)
Cellular component (GO): endoplasmic reticulum membrane; nuclear envelope
Source: RefSeq, marked reviewed